Molecule: messenger RNA, 5084 nt
Organism: Ylistrum balloti
Lineage: Eukaryota; Metazoa; Mollusca; Bivalvia; Pectinida; Pectinidae
Exons: 6
Coding region: 85-837 (250 amino acids)
Cellular component (GO): acetylcholine-gated channel complex
Source: RefSeq, a predicted model, not a curated record
UGUAAGGAAUUAUACAGUAGCCGUAGAACAACCUGUCAUCCACUAGAAACCGUCUGUCUUGUGAAAGUUUUACUUUAUUAGAAAAUGGAUAGCUUGGUUGUGGUGCUGUUGUUGAUUGGGACUGGUUACUGUCAAAACAAUGGUGACCUGGCUACCAUCAUGGAAUGGGAGGCAAGCCAAAUGCCUGACCCUUACACCAAUCCUAAGGCCUGUGGUCGCUACGAAAAUAAGCCUGCCUAUGUCUGUGAUCCUAACAACAUACUCCCAGCAAAAGGAGCUGAUAUCCUUGACUGGUUAGCGGAGGGAACCUACUUAAAUGACACAACAUGUCCGUGUUCCGACUGGCGAUGUGAAGCCAAUGAUGCGGGACCUUAUGGUACAAUAAUCAAUGUUGCGGUGGUCAAGAAGAUCAAGCGGCCUGAAGGACAGGAUCCCACAGCAGAAAACUUACUGAAUGCUGCUCGUCAGUUUACCUACACACUGACCAAUGAACGCUGGAACAAGGGUGUCUGUAACAACAAUGUCGUCAUCAUGUACUCAGCCCAAGAUGAAACACUUUUCACCAUGGCAGGAAAAACAUCAGCAUUAAAACUAGAUAACGAUGUUAUUACUGAGAUCACCAAUCACCACAUGCGCCACUUUAAAAAUGGGCGUGACCUAACAGCUGGACUAUACAGUCUUCUGGUGGACUACAGGAAUGUAUUACGAGGAGAGUACCAGUCCUGGAGAGACUUUGACAAAGCACAGCAUCCUAUUGGAGGAGGAAGUGUUCCUGUUGCUUCCUUCGCUACAUUCCUCUCUCUCGUAUUUGCACUCAUCCUCUCAUUCAGGUUUUAAGUAGAAACACUUAACACAAUAUAAUAAUGAUAAAACAAGUUACUACAUACUAAAGUACAUUCUGUUGUAUUACUGAUAAGUUUAGGAGUUCAUUUCACAAUGUUAAAGUGUUAAAGUAAAAAUAUUACGAGGAACAGCAUUUUACAGUCAAUGACUCAUGUAAAUAAUUCCAUCACAUGAAACACAAAUUUUUUGUAGUGAAAAGCUAAGACAGGUCCAACUUUUAAGGUAUAGCUUACAAAGUAUUUAGCUAUAGACAGUCAGUAUUUCCAACAACAAAACUCUGCCAUUUAGACAGGGUUUACGAAUUGUGUUGAGUAACUUAUAUCUAUUUGGGUUAACAUUAUUCUUCAUAUAUUGGUGAAAAAUAAUUUAAUUUGUUUAUAUACUGAAAGGAAUAAGAAACGCAAUUAGGAAUUUCCAGGUCAACUACGGGAAAUAGAAAAGGGUUUUAGAAUGUAAUCAUGGUAUAACUGGAAGAUAGUUGACCACUGUCAUAUACAAGAAUUUCAUUCGUGUACGUUAAGUAAACCUUUCAAAUUUGACGUUAAUUCAAGAGCACCCCACUCAAAAGUGUGUUCUGGAUCCAUCAGUAUCGUGUGUGCCCACCAAGAGCUGCAGUAACUGCACAAACUCUUUUGUGCAUUUAAUUGAUCAGGGUAUUAACCCUCCUCAUUGGUAUACUAUUCCAUUCCUCAUCCAGCGCCAACACCAACUGAGCUACGUUAAUUAGAGGAUUCAGCCUACCUCUUAUCCUUCUGUCCAACUUAUCCCAUAAAUGUUGUAUUGGGGAGAGGUCAGGGCUGAAUGGGGGCCAGUCUAGGGUGGGGACAUUGUUUGCUGCGAGAUAACCACGGCAAACCCUCGCUACAUGCGACCGGGCGUUGUCCUGCUGAAACGUCAGUUGACGCUGCUGUACUAGAGGAACAACAUGCGGCGCUAAGACUUGAUCUCUACAGCGGACGACCGUGAGAUUUCCCUGAAUAACGACCAGAGGAGUCUUUACACCAUGCUAAUCCCUCCCCAUACCAUGACCGAUCCUCCUCCAAAGCGGUCAUUCUCUAUCACACAAGCAUCUGCAUAGCGCUCGUGUGUACAUCUAUAGACACGACGUCAGCUGUCUGCCUGGUAAAGCAAAAACCUGGACUCAUCUGAGAACAGGACCCAUCUCCAACGUUGCAUUGGGAAGCGUCUUACAGAAUGUGCGUUCAUCCAUUUCAUUUGUCUGGCACGUAGCAGCACAUUAAGCUGUGGUCCAACAUAUGGACGCCGCGGUCUUAGACCGAAGGCACGCAGUCAAGUACGCACUGUCUUUGGAUCAAUUGGAACAUGAUGACGCACAAUUGUAUUCCUUGCUGUUUCCGUGGCCGUCAGAAAGCUAUUGCGUAGGUGGAAAAGUCUUAUUGCCCUAUCCUGCCGUCAUCGUCACACGAGGGCGACUGCUUCGGGGACGGUCUGCAACUCUUCCAGUGGCAUGUAGUCUUUGGAUGAACUGCAAAUGUUUGAUGGAUGGACCCAAAUUGAUUAGCGUCCUGAUUUUGCGGGGUACCUUGCAUAAGAAGUGCAAUGGCAUGACCCCUGUCAACUUCGGACAGUCGUGGCAUUUUUUACGGUGAACUGUUUAUGCUUAAAAUGUGGGAAAUCGAGACGGAUAUGUCUGAAGAUUUGCGCACACAGAUUUUGAACCAAUUCUUUACACUGGGUUCAAGAUAUCAUGCCUUUGUCUCUUAUUCUUUAGUACAAGCGGCGUGCGCAGUUUAGUUAUGCAUCAGUGAUUUUGAUACAGUACCAUAGGGACCUAACUCAAAUGCACACAUUUAUCAAGUUUCAAGGGUGUAUGUCCGGAUUUAAUUUACGAUAUCAACUUUCUGCUAAUUGCGUAUCUUUUUCCACUCAAUAUAGUUGAAAGUAGCAAUAAUAACAUAGUAAUCAUUAAUAACAUAUCAUUAUGGUAGUCCCACCAACGAAAUAUUUGGAUAUUUUGAUUCCAAAACUGUAUUGAUGUCCUUCAUUAUUAGUAUAUAGUUCCCAUCAGCCAAAUAAGAAUAUACAAUGUAGAUAUAGCAAACCUCCAGAUUUAUUUUCCUGUCACAGACUAUCAGAGUGGGUUUUAGGUGUUGAAAUAGAAAAAAGAAAAUCGGUUGGCUCUAGGCAGAAAGUGAUAAAAUCUCUAAAAAAAUAUCUAUUUUCAGUUAAAUUUUAUUUUAUAGAACAUUUAGAUAUUAUAUAGCUUUAUAUGAUUAUAAUAUUUAUUAUCACUAAUAUAUUAUUGUGUUUUGUGUGUUAUGUACAUAUUUACACAGGAUAGUGUAUGUACUGUGUGACGUGAACGAAAAAUUAAGAAACGUGUCAUCACAAAUGCUAAUUUCAACAAUGGAAGAUAGGGUUUUUAUGCUCCCUGAAGGAGGAGCAUAUAGUACCCGCUUUGUCUGUCCGUCCGUUUGUCCACCAUAAUUUUUAUCUGGAGCAUAACACAAAAACUAUAGGAGAUAUCAACAUAAAACUUCAUAGGUAGAUAAAUCAAAGUGCAUUGUACAAGAACCAUACCUCUCUUUUGCAUAAUUGAGGAGUUGUUGCCCUUAGUUAUUUUCCAUAUUGAAAUUUUGUCCAGAGCAUAGCCCAAAAACAUUUAGAUUCAUAUGUAGAUAGAUCUUGAAUAGGAGAAAAGACUUGUAUGAAAACCAUAACUCUCUUUGCAUUAUUUAGGAAUUCUUGCCCUUUGCUAUAUUUCUUUCUUAAAUUUUGUCCCCUUUUGGAAGCAUAACCCCUACGUCCCUUGUUUUGAAAAUUUUGUGGUCUUUGUUGUAAAACUGUUAAUAAACACCCACAAACAACAUCUCAAUACAAGAUGACUGUAUGAGGGUCAUCUAGAGACGUCAGUCCUUCAAAGUUGAUAUCUCUUUUUUUUCACCGCCUUUUAAUUCUACCUAUCAAGUCCCAUCUGCAUCUUCAUAUCUACUUCAUUCUAUUGAAAAUGGUCCAUAAAUAUCAGGUAGUAGGAUCUUCCUUGCAUUUUUAAGUCUUCUAUGUACAUAAUGCUUACUGAUUCAGGAUCUUUCUUUUCUUGUUAGAUUUGACUUUCCCUCCGACAGACAUCUUAAGUUUCAUGUUUGUUUUAUGAUAAAUGUCAAUUAGGAACAUAACAGAAAUGAUGUAUAUAUUUUUGCUGAUAAUUGUUUUUGACUGGAUACUUAAUGGUACAUAAUUAUCAAUAAUGAUAAAAAAAUAUCUAAAUACUCAAAAUUUUAUAUAGAUUACACAAAGUUGUAUAGAUUUCACAUUUGUAAUUUUAUUUUAGGAAGAUGGUCAGUAUUUUGCGUGGAACUACAGGGUUUCCUGUCAAUUUUUUUAAACAUUUGCAUGACCACAUGGGAUGAGAGUUGUUUUUAUAUUUAUAAAUUUGACUGAUAUAAAUGUAUCUUGCAUAUGUAAUUUUGAUGUGCCACAUUGUAGAUGUUUUCUACCAUAUAUAAGUAAGUGCCUUAUUCUGUAUUUGUGCUUGAUAAUGCAUCAUAAUAGCUUUUUUUGUUAUUUCAUUAUUUUAUUUUGAUUUUUUUUUUGGUUCAGUGUACAUGCGAUCAGACUUACCAAUUUAUUAUUUUGAUAUGUCAGAGAUCUGAACACCUUCAUAACACAUGUUUUUUCUUCUUUUGUUUUGACUUUCGGAUGUUUAUUGAUUCAAAACAUCCACAAUUUGAUUUUGAAUUAUAUUUCUGCAAAGGGAGAUAAUUUCAAGAUUUGAUUACUUGGUACAAGAAUAUUGCUUCUACAUUAAUGACAAUUGGGAAUCACACCCAGCAAAAACGUUGAUACUACUUUCUUGAAAUCUACUUUCAUUAAUGGUUUCAGAUAUAAUGAAGUCAGUAGCUUUCUGAUUUAAUUCCAUUAUGAAGCAAAAGUACAAAAGGGAAUGAAAUGCAGUGUUAAUUGUUAAAUUUGUGAGGAGUUAUUUUGUGUUCAAAGUCUAUGAUUUAAGUUUAGUUUAUUAUAUAAGAUAUUUGAUAGUUUUAUUCUUUGUAAUAGGUUGAAAUAUUUAAAGCUUUAAGAUGUAAAAUGUUUGCCACUAUUUAAUUCUGAAAAUAACAUCAUUCUUUACAUUUUAUAUGAAUGUAUUAAAAAAAAAAAAAAAAAGAAAUUUUUCUGACAUUUGAUAUGAACAGAAAUUGAUAUCUUGGAGGUAUUUUUUAACAAAAUCUCAAUGUCUAUACCAUUUUUGAUUUGUGGUAGAUGAAUGCUGUCUAUGCAUG